Messenger RNA from Fusarium oxysporum Fo47, 570 nucleotides. RefSeq names its product putative FMN-binding domain-containing protein. The annotation marks the transcript as partial. The transcript has a single exon. The record is from RefSeq and is a predicted model, not a curated record. NCBI's taxonomy places the organism in Eukaryota, Fungi, Ascomycota, Sordariomycetes, Hypocreales, Nectriaceae.
GGGCAUCUUGCACGACAAAACCCACAAAGCAAGAUCAUGAUGGAACACUGUUCUUCAAACCCCUCCCUGAACAACUUCCUCGAAGACGAAGUCCUUGUCAUCUUUACCAGAUCUGCUCACCAUUACGUUACACCUAAAUUCUAUACCGAGUCGAAGCCCGCAACUGGUAAAGUGGUACCAACGUGGAACUACGCUGCAGCGCAGGUCUAUGGAAAGGCACGUAUUUACUACGAAAAUAACCAAGAAACAUCAAGAUUUCUUGGUACGGCCAUCUCCGACCUAACGAACCAUAACGAAACGAAAAUCAUGGGAUAUACUGGCGGUGACAGGCCCUCGCAGUGGAAGGUCACAGACGCUCCUGAAAGGUUUAUUGAGUUGUUGAAGAGAAAUAUAAUUGGUAUUGAGAUCGAGGUGACGAAGCUGGAGGGCAAGUUCAAGAUGAGUCAGGAGAUGGCGAAGGGGGAUCGACAGGGGGUAAUUGAGGGUUUCGAGAAUCUGCAAACGGAGGUUGGUAAUGAAGUGGCUGAGGUCGUAAGGCAUUACGGAGAGUUGAAGGACCAGAAUAAUUAA